AUGCUCUCCCAGCUGUUCCUCUUCCUUUCCGUUCUUUCCUUCGUCGUUCACUCCCUGCCAGCCGCGUGUCAAUCGCCAGGAGUCAAAGAUAAGGCUGUGAAGUGUGUGGAUCAACUGACGCCGAUGUUCGCGCAGGUGAAAGCGGCUCAGAACAGCGGAUGGGUCACUCUGGACGCAGCUUCGAGUGUCAAUGAUAUGUGCAGUAUUUCGUUGGUGAGCAUCUAUCCUUUUCCUUCCAAACCUUUCUUUCAGGACUGCUUUAAAACGCUUCAAACGUGCGCCGGAAUCGAUCAGAACCUGAUUCUGACUAUGGAAGGAGUGUGUGAUUUGUUCGGAUUCAUGACUGGAAAGUUCAGUGAUUGCACUCAGAAGAUGGAGACUCUGAAGAACAACAAAUGCGUCGUCGACUUCUUCACCAAUCCCGUUUACACUGAUGUCAGUUUUGAAGCGUUACGUACUUACAGGCGAAUUUUCCAGGCUCCGGACAAUAAAACUCGAUGUAACAAGCUGAAAGAAGAUGGGAAGUGUGUGGAGAAGAAGACAGAGUCCGCGUGCUCCAAAGGUUCGGCCAAAGACUUCAGUGAUGUGAGUUUUUGUAAGUUAUGAAAGAUCUCAAUUGAACUUUUGUUUCUAGCACCUCGACGGGCAACUCAAACGGUUCAAUUGUUAG
Messenger RNA from Caenorhabditis sp. 36 PRJEB53466, 670 nucleotides. The record is from the annotation of a GenBank genome assembly. NCBI's taxonomy places the organism in Eukaryota, Metazoa, Nematoda, Chromadorea, Rhabditida, Rhabditidae.